This is a messenger RNA of Lachancea nothofagi CBS 11611, 516 nucleotides long. The record is from the annotation of a GenBank genome assembly. NCBI's taxonomy places the organism in Eukaryota, Fungi, Ascomycota, Saccharomycetes, Saccharomycetales, Saccharomycetaceae.
AUGUUUUUCUUCAAGGACCUUUCACUGAACAUUACGCUUCAUCCGUCUUUUUUCGGGCCUCAAAUGAAGCAGUACCUGCGUACCAAACUUCUGCAAGAAGUAGAGGGGACGUGCACAGGUAAAUUCGGAUAUAUUUUGUGUGUUUUGGACUGUGAGAACGUAGAGAUUGAGCGUGGAAGGAUCCUUCCUGGCGACGGCUCCGCGGAGUUCACGGUCAAGUACCGAGCUGUGGUGUGGAAGCCGUUCAAGGGCGAAGUCGUUGACGGUGUCGUUUCAAGCUGCACAAAUCUGGGGUUUGAAGUGGACGUGGGUCCACUGUCGGUUUUUGUGUCACCGUUCCUUAUGCCUGAAGAUCUCUCAUACAACAGCGGUUCGAAUCCUCCGUCUUAUCAGAGUUCGGAGCAAAUUAUUACAAAGGGCUCUCGAGUGAGAUUAAAAGUCGUGGGUGCCAGAAGUGAAGUGAACUCAAUAUACGCCAUCGGUAGUAUCAAGGAAGAUUACUUGGGUGUCAUAUGA